AUGGACCGCGGUGACAGCGGGCCGGGGGAGGAUCAUUAUCCAUGGUCAGCACUGGCAGCAUCACGUGGCGUCAGCACCAGCAGCCCAACACCACCUCAUGACCCCUCGCACACUGUUCCGAGCUCGUUCACGAGCGCGGGCAGGAGGAGGUGUAGCCGCUCCGAAGGCCGCAUUGGCCAUGGUUCAGUACGCUUUGAACUGGAUGGGGACUCCGGAAACACCGGUGCGCAGGUCGACGGCAACCUUCCUUACUCAGGGACUCUGGGGGAUGCCCCGUUUCCAGGUCUGGACUCUACGAUCCCACGGCAGUUUGCACGGCCUCCUCCUCCACCGCCCUUGACGCCCCCGACUUUGAGUGGCUCCUUUUACCCGUUUGAAGACCGCCGCCCCAGCAGUGCAGCCUCGAUACCUCCAGCACUCGACAUGAGCUUCAUCCAUCAACCGAACCCCCAAUACGGCGGCUCAACAUCUACCAACGUGCCAAGCUCGAGCCCCCAGAGCGCAACCGCUGUUUCGCGUCGAAGAUCCUACACCAAGAGUGUUCCGAUCGGGAUUCCUGUGCCCACCACCACCGUCUCGGCUUCCUCAUCCGCCGAGACCAUGACCACGAGCAGCACGGCUCAUACGUUCUCCCCGUCGAGCUAUCCGCCCAUGUCACCGCUGCUUCCCCCGCCUCCGCCAAACCAGUAUGACCUCUCGCCAUCGGCCCCGCCAGAAUAUGAAUUUGUGGGCGGACCGGGCGGAUCCGGGGUCUUUUUGUCUCAGCAGGAGAUCGAUCUCCAGGGGGAGAUCAUUUCGGUCAUGGACGACGCCGGGCACGGAUGGAAGCGCCACACGAGGGUGUACGGCGGCGGCGUGUGUCUGGCGUGUGUCGCGGCGGCGGCGAGGGGUGGCGGGCAGGGCGGCUUCUACGGGGAUAAAGUGCCGCUUGAGGAUCGGCGGUAG
This is a messenger RNA of Parathielavia appendiculata, 945 nucleotides long. RefSeq lists its product as uncharacterized. The coding region runs from base 1 to 945 and encodes 314 amino acids. Lineage: Eukaryota; Fungi; Ascomycota; Sordariomycetes; Sordariales; Chaetomiaceae. The transcript has 2 exons. The record is from RefSeq and is a predicted model, not a curated record.